Messenger RNA from Cyphellophora europaea CBS 101466, 1322 nucleotides. RefSeq lists its product as uncharacterized. Lineage: Eukaryota; Fungi; Ascomycota; Eurotiomycetes; Chaetothyriales; Cyphellophoraceae. The transcript has 2 exons. The record is from RefSeq and is a predicted model, not a curated record. The annotation marks the transcript as partial. Gene Ontology annotation, molecular function: ATP-dependent chromatin remodeler activity; ATP binding.
AUGGAGAGCAAGGCCAUCGGCAGUGGCAUCUUGGCUUUUAACGCUGGUAUAGGUAAGACCCUGUCUUGCUUGCUGCAUCACUACAACCAGUAUCGCAAGAAGCUGCUGGCUCAUAACGCGCGCGUUGCUGCGGCCGGCAGUAAGAAGGAGAAGCUGCCUGUCUACAAGCCUAGCAUCGUGAUUUGCCCCGCCAUGGUUGUCGCGGUCUGGUUUACAGAGAUCCAGCGCUACUUUGGCUGGCACCUGCAGAUCCGCCUUAACUAUAGUGAUGGCAACGAGGAUGUCAUUACUCAAGAGCAAAAGGGUUUCCUGCUCAGCUUGUUAGCAAAAGAAGCGGUUAAGCAGCUGCAGUCCACCUACAAGAAGAACGAUCCUAAGACCGAGUCUGUGAUCGUCAUUACCAGCUAUGAGACCUUUACCAAGCGCUGCCUGAAGCCAGUCAAGCGAUUCAAAGAUGUGAUCAACCUGCAGAGAGAGGGUUUAAUAGACGAGCGAGAGGCACAUGCGCCAACUAUCGGUGAAAUUCUCCUGUCCACCGCUAAGGCUCAAGAGGGUCUUGAUGAGACGGAUAACUUGCUUCACAUGGCCAUCACCAACAAGGAACUGGUUCCUAAGAUUACCAGCAAAACUAAGAACCAGAAGAAGAGCAAUAACAGCAUCAACAAUCAGACCUACAAGUACAUGAACAUUAUGCGAGGUGUCUUCCGCUGUAUCUUUAUUAAUGAAGGCCAGAAGAUCAAAAACCCCAAGUCCAACAACAAUAAGGCUAUCUUUACCGCCUACACGGAUUAUUACUGGGUCGUUUCCGCCACGCCAAUGCUCAAUAGGGCUCAGGAUCUCCUGGGCUACCUCACUUUGAUGUGGCGUCCAUCCUGGAGUGUUGAGUGGCACACUGACAGCGACCAGGAGAGCGACUUCUGGAUCUACAAGCUCGACAAGCGCCAGGAGUUCCUAGAGCAGUGCAAGGCUGAUAGCGCGCUAUACAGCACCAAGUUCAAGCGUUAUGCUACCGCGACUAAUGACUGUCUCUUUGCACUUAAUCCCAAGAUGUUUGCCUGUGUCAUUAACAAAGAUCUCAUGAAGGGUGAGAUGGCCUACAAUGUGCUCGGGACUAUUCUCGGCAUUAUCCAGUUCAAGGCAAGUUCUGCAACGCAGUUCCAGGUGAAUGGUGCAGUUAUCACUGCAGACGACAACAUGAAGAUGUGUCAAUCAACCAUGGUCAAGAUUCAAGGCUCUCCUUAUAAAGCGGCUGUCUUGGAGGCUCUGUUUAAGGCAUUGAUCCCUCAUCUAUACCUCAACAACAGCAACACUGACGAUCUUGG